UUUAUAAAAAUCUCCCCUGCAAUUAUCAAUGGAGGUCGACUUCCCCAGUUUAUUCAGCAUUUUCUUCAAACUUUUAGGCAUUAUGAAUUCACUAUUCUCCAUUAUGUACAUUUUGAUGCUUCCUUGAAUUCCUCCAUUUUCUUCUCCUCGCCGUCGCCCUCCAUCAACUUCGUGAAGUCCUCUAGCCCUAACAUUCCAUUGCCGUCUGCAUCCGACUAUCACACUACCAUUUCCGCCUCCCCCUCCAACAUUUCGCCACCUAUAGCCCUUACGCAUUUCCAUAGCUCUUCCUGUGAGAUUUUGCCAUCGCCGAUUUCGUCCAAGUAUUUAAACACCAUUUUCGCAUUGUUCCAUUGACACUGUUGGACCCUCGUAGUUUUCAUCAUCGAAACUUGAAGAAUAUUUUGAAAUUAAUGGUUUCAGGUCCUCCACUUCGGCCUUUCUAGGCAACAAUUUCCGUUUCAAUCUCUUGAAAUUAAUGGGAGUCGAUUGGGGUUUUUUAACCCCAUUUUCUGUUUUGCAAAAGAAAGCAGAGAAGUUUGAGUUGAAGAAAUACAGGGUCCUACAGUGACAAAGGAACGUGUAUCUGAUCUUGAGCCAAUUCUUCAAGAUGUUUAUGACAUUCGGCGCCCAAAACAGAGUGAUUAUGAAUCUCGAAGAGAUUUAAUCCUAUUGUUUAAUGAAAUUGCGAAGGAAAUGUAUGGAUAUUCAAAAGUGACUCCCGUUGUGGUGGAAUUUGGUUCUUUCUUAAUGGAUCUCUUUAGUCCAACUAGUGAUUUAGAUCUCUCCGUGAAUUUUAGCAUUAACAAGGUUGAAUUUCCGCACGAAAAGAAGAUUAAACUCUGAGGAAGUUUGCAGAGAAACUUUAUGCUCUACAAUGUAAAGGGCAUGUUUCUGGUAUUCUUCCAAUCACAACUGCCAAGGUGCCUAUUCUCAAAGUUGUUGAUCGCGGAACUGGUGUUGAAUGUGAUAUAUCAGUUGAAAAUAGGGAUGGAAUCUUGAAAUCCCAGAUUAUACACCUUAUUUCCUCAAUCGAUGAAAGGAUUAAAAAGCUAAGCUUCUUGAUGAUAUCCUGGGCAAUAGUGCAGAACAUUAACAGUUCAAAAGACAAAACCUUGAAUUCUCUCUCCAUAAUUCUGUUGGUUGCUUUUCAUUUGCAGAUGGACACUGCAACAGUGAAGAAGACAAUACCUAGUUUUAUGAACUAUGGAAAAAGUAAUCAAGAAUCUGUGGCUGAGCUCUUUGUCACUCUACUGAUCAUGUUAUCUUCUGUUGAAAAUCUGUGGCUCAAAGGUCUCUGCGUGAGCACGUAUGAUGGAUCUUGGACGUCCAAAGCAUGGAACUGUAAAGUUGCUUGCAUAAGUGUUGAGGAUUUUAGUGAUCGGUCUCAGAAUGUUGCUAGGGCAGUGGGACAAGCGCAAAUAAAACAGAUCUAUGAAUGCAUUAACCUUUCUACCCAGUACGUUUUGUCCUUCAUGGAUGGCCAGAUUGGAGGGGUUCAACUGAAGGAAUUUUUGUUUGGCCAUGAUGGCAUCAUUACUCUACGUCGAACAAGUACUUCAAAUUCUCACCAGAUUGCAUCAUUGCCUAACAUUCCCUCUCAAUCGAACCAGAGGAAAAGAGAUAGAAAUAGGGAACGUCAGGAAGCAAAAAAACCAAGCUAUGCCUCUCGAUCCUCUCCCUACAAAGAGAAUAGCCUCCAUACAAGGUUGGGCAGGAACGCCUGCAGGGAGUUUGGGACAGGUCGAGCAAGAUAUGUCAUUUGAAUCUGGUUGGACAAAUAAGACAGGGACCCAUGAAUAUGCUAUGCCUUGUGAUCCCAGAAAUGGGCAGCAACCUAUGGAUGGUUGGGGUGGAACCAGCACACGACUUCUGUCUAGAAGGGCCAUUCGUUUCGUCUUCAAUGCAAUUGACCUUAUUCUUUUUUAAUUUGAAAAGACAUUUUUGUCAAGUAUAUUCUUCCCUCACUAAAAAACAAAGUAAUCUUUUGUGCGA
Messenger RNA from Olea europaea var. sylvestris, 1995 nucleotides. Its product is annotated as protein HESO1-like. Gene Ontology annotation, molecular function: nucleotidyltransferase activity. The transcript is spliced from 8 exons. The coding region runs from base 1065 to 1766 and encodes 233 amino acids. Lineage: Eukaryota; Viridiplantae; Streptophyta; Magnoliopsida; Lamiales; Oleaceae. The record is from RefSeq and is a predicted model, not a curated record. Gene Ontology annotation, biological process: RNA 3'-end processing.